Molecule: messenger RNA, 2376 nt
Organism: Vicia villosa (hairy vetch)
Lineage: Eukaryota; Viridiplantae; Streptophyta; Magnoliopsida; Fabales; Fabaceae
Product: protein FAR1-RELATED SEQUENCE 5-like
Exons: 5
Coding region: 1-2376 (791 amino acids)
Biological process (GO): regulation of DNA-templated transcription
Molecular function (GO): zinc ion binding
Source: RefSeq, a predicted model, not a curated record
AUGCAAGAAGAUUGGAAGCCAAAAGUAGGCAUGGUUUUUGAUAACAUGAAUGAUGCUUGGAAAUUUUGGAUUGAUUAUGGUGGGAGAGUAGGGUUUGGAGUGAGAAAACAAUACAUACAUAAAAGUAGAGACGGUUCAAGUACUUCUUGCAGGUUUGUUUGUUGCAAAGAAGGUUUACGAAAACCAGACAAACGAGAUUAUAAAACAAUCAAGCCAAGAGCUGAGACUAGAACAAACUGUCAAGCAAGGAUAGGACUUAAAAACACGGGUGAAGUUUGGAUAGUGCGUGAUUUUGUGGAGGAACACAACCAUAUUUUCCACUUGAAAGAAACAACGCAUAUGUUGUCAUCUCAACGAAAAGUUUCAGAAAUUCAAUGUCAACAAAUUGAAUUAGCAGAUGAUGCUGGUCUUCAACAAAGAAAUUCAUUUGAUUUGAUGAGUAAGGAAGUGGGAGGUAGAACCAACUUGGGAUUUACACGUCUUGAUCAAAAGAAUCACCUCCGAAAUAGAAGGCAAAGAAGUUUGGUACAUGGGGAAGCCGGCUAUCUGUUACAAUACUUUCAGAAGAUGUCGAUUGAAAAUCCAUCUUUCUAUCAUGCUUAUCAAAUGGAUAUGGAAGAUCAAAUUACUAAUGUCUUUUGGGCAUAUGCAAGAAUGCUCAUUGAUUACGGAUAUUUUGGUGACGUAAUUUCUCUUGAUUCAACAUAUUGUACAAAUAGUUCUCGUAGACCACUAGCGGUGUUUUCGGGUUUUAACCACCAUCGAAAAGCGGUUAUCUUUGGGGCUGCCCUAUUGUAUGAUGAAACAACAGAGUCAUAUAACUGGCUCUUUGAAACAUUUUUAGAGGCACACAAGCAAAAGAAGCCUCAAACCGUUUUUACUGAUCAAGAUCAUGCAAUGGCAAAAGCACUUAUUGAAGUUAUCCCUGAUACAUAUCAUGGCCUAUGUACGUGGCACUUGAUGCAAAAUGGUAUCAAACAUUUAGGCAAUUUAAUGAAAGGUGGAUCUCAUUUUCUUAGUGACUUUAAAAAGUGCAUGUAUGAAUAUAACGAUGAAAAACAAUUCGAAGAAUGUUGGAGAAACCUCCUUAUAAACUACAAGGUUGAGGAAAAUACUUGGUUGAGAAGAGUUUACAAUGUGAAAGAGAAAUGGGCUUCUUGUUACAUGAAUAAGGCUUUUACAUUAGGAAUGCGAAGCACCCAACUUAGUGAAAGUGUGAAUGCAAAUAUUAAAAGCAUUAUGAAUGUGAAUUUGGAUAUUAUCAAGUUUUUUAAGUGUUUUGAGGAUGUUAUUGAAGAAAAAAGAUAUAAUGAAUCAAAGUGUGAAUACGAGGCACGUCAAAAGAUACCAAGACUCCGAAACUCAUUUUCUGAUGUAUUACGACAAAUGUCUGAGCUUUAUACUCCCGCUAUUUUUGAUCUAUUCCAAAAUGAAUAUGAGUUGUUUGAAGCAUGUUCUAUCAAGAGUUUCAACAUACAAACAUCAAAGAUUGAUUGUGUUAUUUCCAUGGCAAGAGAUUUUGGAGAGUGGCAAGUGUUCUUUGAUAUUGAUAAGAACUCAAUUAAUUGCUCUUGUCGCAAGUUUGAGAGCUUUGGCAUACUAUGUUGUCAUUGCUUAAGAGUAUUUAUUCAUAUAGGUGUGAAAUCGGUGCCUGAUGGUGUUACACCUGAACCUUAUAUCUUGAAGAGGUGGACAAAAUCAGCAAGAAGCGGUGUUUCACCUAAUGUUGAAGAUGCUGAUGUUAGUCAUGAUGUGGAGGAUGCUGAUUUUAGUCAUGAUGUUGAAGAUAUUGAUUUUUCUCCAAAGCAAUGCUACAAGGAAAUUUGUCCUCGCCUUAUUAGGAUUGCCACUGAAGCAUGUAGAAGUCCAGAAACAUUCACUUUUAUUACCAAAGUUGUUGAUGAGUUGGAUAAGUGCAUACUAAAGUUUCAAAAUUGUGAAGUAAGUGGUGCACAAGUGAAUAUGUUUCUUAGCAAAGUUAAAGAGAUUGAAAGUAAUAUUGAUAAUUCAACACAUGUCAAUGGCUUCAAAAAAAGACAAGGCGGAAAGGGUUCAAAACGUAAGAAAGGUUGGGUCGAAACUAAACUUACCAAUAGGAAGAAAAAUGGUGGUCCAAGUACAUCUCAGAUCAAGUUCAAUACUGAGACAUUAAAGAUUGUUGAAAGUAGGAAAAGUGAAAAUUUAGGUGGUUCGCAAAGACAAACGCAAUAUGAGGUGGUCGAUAUGAACGCACAUAUUUGGCUCAAUGAUGCAUACAACAACAUGAAAAAGAAUGAAACUUUAAGUUCAUUUGGUGACACAAGUUUUACUAGCUUAUUGAUGGAAAACAAUCAAGAAUAUACAAGUGGAAGAGAAGGAAAAGUGGAAGAGAACUAG